Ceratosolen solmsi marchali is the source of this 1651-nucleotide messenger RNA. RefSeq names its product probable allantoicase. The coding region runs from base 394 to 1608 and encodes 404 amino acids. The transcript has 7 exons. Gene Ontology annotation, biological process: allantoin catabolic process. The record is from RefSeq and is a predicted model, not a curated record. Gene Ontology annotation, molecular function: allantoicase activity. NCBI's taxonomy places the organism in Eukaryota, Metazoa, Arthropoda, Insecta, Hymenoptera, Agaonidae.
CAUUAUACACUAACGAGUCAAAAAGUUUAUUGACACGAAUGUACUUCUCACAGAGGAAAUUUUUACAUUAUCUUGAAAAUGUCGGUGGGGAAAGUCUAUGUACUGAAGGAGCAGAAGAUAGAAGAAGAUGCUCUUAGAUAAAAAAAAAAAAAACAUUGUGUAGUAUACAAAGUUUUCAAAGCGAAGAUAACGUUGUUACGACUACAUAACGAGCUGCCCUCGGUUCAAUCGACUCAAUUAAGUCUAUGAGUUUCGUAUUGCGUGUUGCUCAGCUUUCGUGAAACGGGUCAUCAUAGGUUAGAUUUUCAGGUUAGUAGGUACAUGCUACUGUGUGCAAAGUUCUGACAAUUGAUUAGAAAUUAUUUGAUGAAUUAAUUGCUUACCAGUGAGAAUAUGGAGAAAGUGCCAAAUUUUAUUCAAGGAUUGCAAGAAGUUUCCACGGAGGAGAGUGGCGGAAAAAUACUUUUUGCAACGGAUGAUUUUUUUGGAGUCGCCGAAAAUUUAUUAAAGACGAACGAGCCGUUAUGGAAUGACGAGUACACGGAAUUUGGGAAAUGGAUGGACGGGUGGGAAACUCGUAGGAAAAGAAUCGCUGGCCACGACUGGGCGAUAAUAGCCUUGGGUGAUCAGAGCAACAUUCGCGGCAUCUGCGUCGACACGGCAUUUUUUACAGGAAAUUACGCGCCAAGAUUCUCUUUGCAAGGAGUUUGCUUAAGUCAUGUUGAAGGAAUUCAAAAUCGUAGAAAUCGAAUGGGAACAGCCGCGGACAACAAGGAGCUGGAAAAAGUGUCGGAGCUGGACUCGGAGAAUUGGGAAACGUUAAUGCCAAUGACAACGUUGAAAAGUGGCAAACCAGAGACUCGAAAGCACUACUUUGAACUAAGGAUCGGCAAACAAACUUUUACUCAUUUGCGCUUCAACAUCUUCCCUGACGGCGGAGUCGCACGACUGCGCAUCUACGGAAAGACCUUGAAGUCAUCGCUAAUAACUGGCUUGGAAGUAAUGAAACAGCUACACGGCAAGUGCAUUGAGUUCAGCAAUGCGCAUUACGGACACCCAGACGCUUUACUAAGUUCAUGGCCGUCCAAAGGCAUGUACGACGCCUGGGAAACAGCAAGGAGAUUGGACCGGCCGCCGAAGAUCGACGUAGACGCUUCGGGAUUCAUGCAGUUUAACGGCGAAGAGUGGGCGAUAUUUCAGUUGGAGAAAGCUGCAUUUGUUAAUCUCGUGGAAGUUGAUACAACGCAUUUCAAGGGUAACUGCCCCGACAAUGUAAAAAUCGAAGGAGCUUACGUCGAUUUCGAUGAAAAUUUGAAAUCAGCUACUUGGGACACAAUUUUAAAUCGAACCAAGCUAAUGCCAAAUAAAAGGAAUGGAUUAAAAGAUCCUUUCAUCGAAGUGAUUAACAAACCAAUUAAUCACUUGAAAAUUGUAAUAGCACCUGACGGUGGUCUUGCGAGAAUAAGAAUUUAUGGCACCGACUGGAAUUUAUGUAAAAGAAAAAAAAAUUUCAGCGAAAAAGAAAGAAUCAGCAGCGUACAAGAUUGGGUAGAAACUCCUCAAAAUGGCAAUUUUCUAAAUUUUAUCAACGCAUCGCCAAUUUAUUAACUUUAGACAAUCCAUGACAACGAGUAUAUUUUUAUUUAAUUUU